Salvelinus sp. IW2-2015 is the source of this 3232-nucleotide messenger RNA. Its product is annotated as C-C chemokine receptor type 5. Gene Ontology annotation, molecular function: C-C chemokine binding; C-C chemokine receptor activity. The record is from RefSeq and is a predicted model, not a curated record. Gene Ontology annotation, biological process: calcium-mediated signaling; G protein-coupled receptor signaling pathway; positive regulation of cytosolic calcium ion concentration. Lineage: Eukaryota; Metazoa; Chordata; Actinopteri; Salmoniformes; Salmonidae. Gene Ontology annotation, cellular component: membrane; external side of plasma membrane.
AGAGAAAUUCAGAAAGUGUUUGGGCACUGUGCUCUCUAGAUAUCCGCUGUGUAAAAAGCUCAGCAAACAUGCAAUGAUGAGCAGCAGAGGAUCAGAAAACGAGACUUCUAACACACCUGUGUGAUUGGAAGUAUCGUCUUUCAGCAGUACAUUGCUGAAAACCUAUUUGAUGCAUUUUCAUUGACAAAAAACACUUCAGUUGGAAAGCAGCAAGUAGAGCAGAAGACCAAUUUCUGUGUCGUAUGGAAUAAUGAAGUAUUCUUCUGAACACAGACUUGCAUAUAAAUUAAGUGUAACUGUAUAAUAUUUAACUUWAAAUGUAUUUUGAUGACUAUUUGCUAAAGGGUGAUGGGCUGUUGGGAUGGGAUGUUUUGAUUACCCAUGUACUUAUUUCAUGUACAGUACAGGCCUGCACAKAUUUUUGCUAUAGCAUAAUAUCAAUAUGUUUUGCAUAGAGAUUAUCAAAAUUGUAUUCUUAUUGUAUAUACACAUUUUUGUUAUAACAUUGAAACACAACCAGGGGCAGGGUUGUGGCCAGAGGACUGCUGCUGGAUGGCCGGUGGCUAUCUGGCUACUCAUUGGCUACAUUUGCUGGCCAAAUAUUAUUUUGGUAGAAUUUUGACCCUCCUUUGAUUGAGGACCUGUUUUGGUAUUAACUUGAACUUGGACAUCAAAUCAGGAAUUUGACCUUUUGAAUUAUUUUGAACUUUGUUGGCUGAGUAGGUAUUUGUGUUCCUUUCUGGGGGGGUUUCUCAAUAAAUAAGCCUGUGAAUUUUGUUGUGCUGAAACAUAUUUAUUCUGCAUUGUGUUGUCAUUUUAUGCUGCUGCUGUACCCCCCUAUAAUCCAAUCUGCACCACAAUAUAUUUUAUUCAGUUGAAGAUGCUAAAUUCAAAGAUGAGACAGACAACAAUCCUGCUAUAUCUGUCAAUAGGCUCAAAUCGUCUUUACAGUAGGUUUACUUAGAAUUGUUUGGAUCCAGAAAACACACAUAUCAAUCUAGUCAUCAUAAAAUCGAUUUUAAUUGUUCAAAGACAGGAAGUAUAUCAGCAGUCACCAUAUUUUGACAAUUGAAUGCUAGCAAUGAUGCUAGAACUAAUGCAUCUCUCAGUCAUGACUCAAAAUUAUUUCAGUCUUCAGCUAACCACUUCUCAGUAAAGUUAGUUGCCUGAGCAACACUAUGAGUAUGCGUCUUCUACAGGAUAUCCUGCUUGGUCUGCAUGUCUGCUGCACAGAUCAAGCUUUUGGGAGUAGUGGCACUCCUCUGUUCAAAAAAGAUAAMACAUUAAUGAUCUUGAAAAAGGGUCCACAGUGUUCAAUAAACUAAACAUGCAGCAUGGAUUCCUCCAGCUUCCUGUAGUGGUCCAAGCAUUCAUGAUGCACAGGGAAUGUGCAGGUACAAAUGCAUGCCUUUUGGACUUAAAUCUGCACUCAGCUAUGCAGUAUAGUUUGGCCACAUCUACCCGCCCACACCACCCCCCACCCCUGCCAAACACAUCUGUUGGAGAAAAAAACCCUGCAGAUAUAGGUUCCCUUGAUCACCCACCUUGUUAAGAGUCACUGCGGCCCCCAGAACUAGUGUCACACUCAGAGAGACAACUCAACCCAGUUUGACAGGAUGAAUAUCACUGGAUAUCCUGUUCACACCACGGCAAGGGGGAACACCACGACCAUUCCCUUCAGCUCUGUGAGUGUUGAGAAUUGGAAUUCAUCCAGUUAUGCAUAUGGCACACAUUUUGCAGACGCAUCUGAAGAAACCACAUACGACUAUGGUGUCUAUGACGAUGGUGUUUGCAAGUACAAGCCACACGGAGCCAGCUUCCUGCCAGUGCUGUACUCCCUCUUCUUCAUCCUGGGGUUUCUGGGGAACGUUCUGGUCUUGUGGGUCAUCCUGAUGGGGGUGAAACUAUGCAGCAUGACCGAUGUGUGUCUCCUGAACCUGGCCUUGGCUGACCUGCUCCUGGUCUGCACCUUGCCUUUCCUGGCCCACCACGCUACAGAUCAGUGGGUGUUUGGUGACGUCAUGUGCAAAGUGGUACUCGGCGCCUACCACAUUAGCUUCUACAGUGGCAUCUUCUUCGUCACCCUGAUGAGUGUGGACAGGUACCUGGCCAUAGUCCAUGCUGUGUACGCCAUGAGAGCCAGAACACGGAAGUACGGGGCCAUCGCUGCUGUCGUGACCUGGCUGGCUGGAUUCCUGGCCUCGUUUCCUGAGGCACUGUUUCUUAAAGUGGAGAAACACAACGAGAAAGAAAAUUGUCGCCCUGUCUAUGAUGGACACACUUGGGGAAUUUUUGGCCUUUUCAAAAUGAACACACUUGGUCUGUUAAUCCCCCUCGUCAUCAUGGGGUUUUGCUACACACAGAUAGUGAGAAGGCUGCUCAGUUGUCCAUCCUCCAAAAAGCAGGCCAUCAGACUCAUUCUCAUUGUGGUUGUGGUGUUUGUCUGCUGCUGGACUCCGUACAACAUGACGUCAUUUUUCAAGGCCUUGGAGUUAAGUGAGGUCUACUUAAGCUGUGAGAGUAGCAAAGCCAUCAGACUCACUCUACAGAUCACAGAGGCCAUGGCCUACUCCCAUAGCUGCCUGAAUCCCAUCCUCUAUGUGUUUGUGGGGCAGAAGUUUAGAAGGCCUCUCAUAAGACUGAUUAACAAGGCUCCCUGCAGGAUGUGUCAGUUCAUGAAGAACUACCUGCCCUGGGACUUCAGAGCCUCGAGGACAGGAUCUGUCUACUCACAGACCACUAGCGUGGACGAGAGGUCUAUUGACGUGUGAACAGAAACUUAACUGCAAAGACAAAUACAUCUAACAUCACAUGUACUGUUCAUUCCAAUACAUAUGUAAAUACCAAAUCCAGUUUCAAAUGCAAUCAUCCGAAAAUAAUAGGCUCUGAUUCAGGUGCAUGGCAAAGUCAGGAAAUUGUCACUCAUCUCAGAGUUUCACACCAGGGGGUUGAUUUUUACAGAAAUCAACCCAAUCAAUAUAAAUUCCACAAACCAUUUAAUUUCCCUUUGUACAGUAUUUUCUCUAGUACAGUAUAUCUAUUUGAAUAUCUUUGGCACAUUUUGCAAAGUCAUCAUUUUCUUUUAAAAUGUAUUGUAAAUCUGCUAGCACACGUUUCCUAUGUAAAUAKAGUGAUACUUUUUGAUUCUAUGUAAAUAAAUGUAUUACAGUAACUUCAUCCCCUGUUGCAUGUAGCAAAUUAUUCAAAUUAAAGUACUGUCAAGAUAAUGUAA